CCCGCUGACCCGUCUCCCCUCGCUGCCCCAGCUCUCCCCAGCCCGGAGCAUGGCGCUGACCCCUCUUGACCAGGCGCUCUGGUGCAUGGUUCUCACUUACCACAAGUAUGCGAAAAAGGACAAGAAGACGCUGAGCAAGGGCGAGCUGAAGGAGCUGAUCCAGAAGGAGCUGAGCCUUGGGGCGAAACUGCCGGAGGAGAAAAUCACGGAGCUCACGGAGGAUCUGGACAAGAACAAGGACGAGAUAAUCAGCUUCCCGGAGUUCUCCUCUUUGCUAGGGGCGCUCUGCAUGGCUUACAAUGAGGCGCUUCAGGGGGCUGCUCCCCCAUGCGGCACUCCGGACGAGGACGGUGGGGGCCCUGCAGGCCCCGGCCACUAAUGGCUUAAACUCCCCUGAGUCUCAGAUUCCCUGGACCCGCCCCACUGCCGGCACCCCUUGGAGAAGCCAGGCAGGUGCACUUGGGAAUUUCUUCCUGUCGGGGUCCCCCAAGCUCCUUGACCCUCCCUCAGCAGAGAGCUGGAAAAUGAACGGUGCCUCCUGCUAGCAGACCCCUCCGACUCAGGCACGUGCUCCCCGAGUCUCCCAGGAGUCAGACCAGAGCCUUGAGAAGGGGAGUUUAUUAAGAACACAAAGGCGCCGUUCUUGGUUGCUAAGUGUUACAGCGUAAUUGGAAAAGGCAGAUUAAAGCACAUCGGCGUCCCUGGGAUUCAGUCUAAAAGUUACAGUGUGUGGGGAAGGGGAGCACAUGGCUCAGCCCCGAGGAGGUCACAAAACCCCAAAUAAAAGAAAUGAAUCGCA
This is a messenger RNA of Pelodiscus sinensis (Chinese soft-shelled turtle), 799 nucleotides long. NCBI's taxonomy places the organism in Eukaryota, Metazoa, Chordata, Testudines, Trionychidae. The record is from RefSeq and is a predicted model, not a curated record.